Penicillium maclennaniae is the source of this 771-nucleotide messenger RNA. RefSeq names its product alpha/beta hydrolase. The record is from RefSeq and is a predicted model, not a curated record. NCBI's taxonomy places the organism in Eukaryota, Fungi, Ascomycota, Eurotiomycetes, Eurotiales, Aspergillaceae. The transcript has 2 exons. Bases 1 to 771 code for a protein of 256 amino acids.
AUGUCUGGUUCUGAGAAGCCUAUCUUUGUCUUUGUGCCCGGUGCAUGGCACACCGCGGAUACCUUCGAUGGUAUCCGGGAGAUGCUCUCCCAGAAGGGAUUCGAUACUGAGGCUGUUCCAACCCCAUCUGUUGGCGCAAUUCCUCCGAAUAAGGGUCUCCAUGCCGAUAUCGAAUUUACCAAGGAGUUCCUUCGGAAAUUGGCGGACAAGGGACGCCAGAUCGUCCUUGUCACACACUCGUAUGGUGGGAUGGUCGGAGCUAACGCCGUCGAGGGCCUUGGUUACUCUCAGCGCUCCAAGGCCGGUUCUUCCGGCGGAGUGAUCAUGGUUGUUUGGAUGGCAGCUUUCGUUACUCCCAAGGGUCAGUCCUUGCUCGAUAUGCUCGGCGGCAACUGGCUUCCCUGGAUGCUCCCCAAUGACGACGGCUAUACCUACUCGUCGCAGCAAGAGACCGUCUUUUAUCACGACAUGACACCUGAGGCCCAACAAAUGGCGAUUGCCAAGCUGAAAGGUCAACCCACACAAACCUUCUUGGAGAAAGUUGGAUAUGAGUGCUGGCACGAUAUGCCCAGUAUGUAUCUCUUCUGUGAUAAGGAUCAAGCCCUGCCUCUGGCCUUCCAGGAGGCGUUUGCUAAGGUUCUUGGCAACCCGGUCACUUUCCACACCGACGGUUCUCAUUCAGCCUUCUUGAGUGUGCCUGACCAGGUCAUUGAGGCGCUUGAGCUGGCAUUGAAGGAGGGUCGUGCCCAGAGUGGCAUCACUACUGAAUGA